Messenger RNA from Mytilus trossulus (common blue mussel), 1048 nucleotides. RefSeq lists its product as uncharacterized. The transcript has 2 exons. NCBI's taxonomy places the organism in Eukaryota, Metazoa, Mollusca, Bivalvia, Mytilida, Mytilidae. Bases 7 to 564 code for a protein of 185 amino acids. The record is from RefSeq and is a predicted model, not a curated record.
GCCCGCAUGGGAUUGAUCACGACUUGUUAUUUGCAACAAGCAAGUGGAAAUUUAUUGGAUAAUUUAACAUCUGAUUCACCAAAUUUAGAUAGUGCAAUUCAGAAUGUAAGAGACAUAUUUGCUUUGUCAACCAAAAGUUUAGAUCAGACUGCGAGAACUGGUGCUUUUCACCACAUGAUACGUCGUCGUGCUACCAUGUAUGAUACAGGUCUAAAUGAACUAAGAGACUAUGCUAACACAAUUGUGACUUUACCAUUAACAGCAGAUGGUAUAUUUGGAUCUCAGUUUGAUACCAAAAUGAAAGAGAAAACUGACAGAAAUAAGCAAUUAGCUGAAGUUUUACCUGAUAAUAGAAGAGUUACAGUUGGUUCACAGUUAGGUAAGAGAAAACCAACGGCUACAGUUACUUCAGAGUCAACAUUUGUGAAGAAGCCUAAAUUUGACAGUAACUUUAAGAUACCAAAGAAGAACUUUGGGGAGUUCAAGUCAUCUGGUAAACAGACGCAAGCUGCCAAACCAUGGCAAUCACAACGUUCAGGAGGUGCUCAGACUUACAAGCAUUGAGGAUAGGAGAGGGGUUUGUGAAUGUUCAGAAGAAAGGACUUGUUUUCUUGAGACCAGGUUUAUCAAAACAAGAUAGACCAAAUCAUUAUGGAACUAAAAUUUUUGUGCCUUACUUUGAACACAAUAAAAAAUUGGAUCCUAAAAGAGCCAUUGCGAUUUAUUUGAAACGCACAGAAGAAACAAGGAAAGAUGAAGGAAAACUUUUCUUGUCAACGGUUAAACCAUUCAAACCGGUUACAUCACAAACAAUUUCUAGAUGGUUAGUGAAUACCAUCAAAAUGGCAUAUGUAAAUACAGAUUUUAAAGUUAAAGCUCACAGUACGAGAGCAAUUGGACCUUCGUGGGCCUUAUUCAAUGGGGCUAGUAUGAAGAGUAUUUUAGAGUCCGCUGAUUGGUCUACUGAUACAACUUUCAUCAAGUUUUAUUUGAGAAAUGUAGAUGUUAAGGUUUUAUCCUGAUGUGUAUAUAACAGAUUGUUUUUAAA